Molecule: messenger RNA, 3402 nt
Organism: Pseudocercospora fijiensis CIRAD86
Lineage: Eukaryota; Fungi; Ascomycota; Dothideomycetes; Mycosphaerellales; Mycosphaerellaceae
Exons: 4
Biological process (GO): transcytosis; vesicle fusion with Golgi apparatus; intracellular protein transport
Cellular component (GO): Golgi membrane; endoplasmic reticulum; ER to Golgi transport vesicle membrane
Source: RefSeq, a predicted model, not a curated record
AAAGCACCUCCGCAGCAGACGGCGACGGCGACCAUUGACACACUGAGUGGCCGCUUGCAGUCUGCCACAUUGCUGGAAGACCGUCGCGCUGCCAUCCAGGGCCUCAGAAGCUUCGCAAAACAAUACCCGGCCUCAGUAGCCAGCGGCUCACUCCGAGAGCUCAUAUCAACAUUAAAGAAAGAUGGCCUGGGAGAUGCCAGCUCAAGUCAAGGCCAGGACGAUGGCCGGCAAGGGACAGAGGGUGGUGAUGUGGACACAAUCAGGCUGGUGUUGGAGACACUGCUUAUGCUGUUCAAUCCCGACAGCAACUCUCCUGAGGCUGGAGAUGAGAUUGCCCUCUUCCUGGCCGAUGAGUUCUCAAUGCGCCAAGACAACAUUACCUUGCUCCUAAACCUCCUCGAUCCCACAUCUGCAUACGCCGACUACUACUCGCGGUUGUACUCCGUGCAGAUACUGUCCUCCAUAUGCGCUGCUCGACCCGACCGAUUGCAAGAAUGCAUCCUGUCAGCCCCUCUGGGGUUGUCGCGACUGGUCGGCGUCUUGGACGAUUCGCGAGACGCUGUACGGAACGCAGGUCUCCUACUUCUAGUCGAUCUCACAAGCGGUGCAAAUGAAGAGCUUAGGAAAAUCGUUGCGUUCGAGGAUGUCUUUGGGAAGACGUUCAGCCUGAUACAGCUCGAAGGUGGCUUGUCCGAAGCAGGCAUUACAGCGCAGGACUGUCUGACUCUGCUCGCGAAUCUGAUCAAAGGUUCUGCCAGCAACCAGACCAUGUUCCGAGAAUCUGGCUGUGUUGCGCAGUUGAUGCAGCUUCUGCAGCAGUCUUUUCCACGCGACGACGAACUACCAACCGACACGCAGGCACGCGAGAGGGCAGCUUGGGGUUUAUUACAGCUGCUGCGCUUGUUCCUCGCAUCAGGAGAGUCAAGCACACCGCAGAAUCAAGUCGCCUUCUUCAGAGCUGGCACCGGCCAGAUUCUGAUCGACCUUGCCUUCUCGCCAGCGCUACCCACCACAAUCCGCGCGACCGCAUUACGCGCUGCUGCUGCUUUGAUCGAGUCGAAUCCGCCUCUCCAAGAACAAUUUGCCUCUUCAACAGUUAUAACACCUGCAGAUGCCGAACAUAACGCAGCAGAGGCACAGAAGCAUGCUCAAACCAACGGAACUGCGCCAAAUGGACGUGCCAAAACGAGUGCCCGGCCCAGUGUGGAGAACCGCCGAACAUAUGUCAUCGAAGCACUUCUACAUCUCGCCCUGGACCAAGCAACAGCAGAAGAGACACUGCGUGGUGCUGCUUGUGCGCUCAUCCAAGCCUAUCUCACCAAUCACGACAGAAUAAAAGCUCACUUUCUUCAACGCGCGAUUGGUGGGCAUGCGGAAGGCGAAACAGCUGCCAAUGUCAUCGUGACACUCCUCCACCCAGCUGAAAAUGACGAUACUGGCGUGGUGCACGCUUCUUGGAUUGUGCAGGGCCUGAUAGUCGACCAGCCAGAAGCGAAGGCCGCUUUAUUGGCUGUCAAGGAGGGAGACGAGGAGGAAGGUGAGGAUGUCAUUACAGCAGUCCGCGGUUUCGGCUCUCAGCUUCAGGCCGCCCUUCAAGCACCUGUCCAUGUCAGACAAGCCGCUGCAUAUUCAAGCCAACUCGCUACUCUACUCUGGGACUUCGCGCCUGGGGUGGACGACUUGCUCGAGGAGGGAUCCAGCUUGGUCCAGGCACUCGUGGCUACAGUCAAGACACCAACAGACCCGAUCGUGGCUGGCCUGUCCGCCGUACUCCUCGGCGUAAUUUACGAAUUCAGCACCAAAGACUCUCCAAUACCACGCCGAACGCUAGCACCACUCCUUCAGCAGAAGCUUGGACGGGCUAAGUACCUGGACGCACUUUUGCAGUUGCGACGAGAGCCAGCAAUUCGCGACUUCGACCUUGACGCUGAAUCAGAUGAAGCUGGCGAUGGCAUGCUCAGUAAUGUGUUUGUCGAUCUCUUCACAGUGGAAUACACCCGCUUAAGACGAGCCAUCGACAAAGAUCCUGGUGUUGAAGUGAUACCCGGCGGAGUGGUAGAGGCUGGUGUCGAUCGUGACAUACUUGAUGAGUUACGGCAACAAGCUCAAACAGCCAAGGAUGCUCUAGCCACAGCACAGCAAGAAGCUGUCGAAGCCACACAGAAAGCAGAGCAAGACCGGAUGUCAAUAUCGAAGGAAUUGCAAACGGCCCAGUCGGAGGUCGAGCGCUUGCGAAAGAUCAACCAAGCCAUGCAACAGGGACAUGACAGCGAGUUAGAGAAGCUGACCAAAAAACAUGAGCAGGAUCGGAACACUUCACAGACGAGACACCAGCAUGCUUUGAACAGCGCGCUCGACGCACAGCUCACGGAAGCGAAGUCUGAUCUCGAGGAUGCCGAGAGGAGGGCAUCUGAAAACGAGACCAAGAUUGCUGCAGUGCAGAAGAGAGCGACUGAUGCAGAGUCGGCAUUUAAGGAGGCCCACAAGAAAGCCACCAAUGCUGAUGCCAAAGUCAAGGAAGCUGAGAGCAAAAUUGCUGAUCUAGAGAAAAGGGCAUCAGAAGCCGAGAAGAAGCUCAACACUGCCGAAAGCAAGGCCAAAGAUUUGCAAAAGAAGCUCAAGGAUGCCGAGGAGAAGGCCAGUACUGCAGAAAAGAAGGCUGCCGAAAGCGCGAAAGCACUAAAGGCCAAGCCAACACUCAGCAAGGAAGACAAGGACAAGAUCGCCAAGGUCGACAAGUUGGAGAAAGAUCUCGCGGAUGCAAAGAAGCAAGUCGCGGUAGCGAAGAAGGCUCUUGCUGCAAAAGGUGAUGCAGGCAAAGACGAUGCCGUCAAGCUUGCACAACUUGAAAGCGACCUUGCAACCAAGGACGAAGAGCUCACCAAAGCCCAGGAAAGCGAGAAAGCGGCGAAAGAGCAACUCAGUCAACUCGAAGAAGACUUCGACAAAGUCAAGAAGGAGCUGGAAGAUUCGACCGAGUCUGCCGAGGAGAACCUCAAGAAGACCAAGCAAGAACUUGAAGAAGCCAAGUCUUCUGCCGAAGAAGAGCUCGAAAAGACCAAAGCAGAACUUUCUGCGGCUAAGAAGUCUGCCGAGGAUCAACAUCAAAAGACCAAGACCGAACUCAAGUCUGCAAAAGAAGCGGCAGAAUCCCUACAAUCCGAACUCGAGGCAUCCAAGAAAUCUCUCGAACAAGCUCAAAAGCAAGCGCAAAAGGCUGUGGCCGAAGCUAAGGAAAACGAGAAACAGGCCAAAGAGGAGUUGGAAAGUAUGUUACUUGUUAUGGGUGAUAUUGAGGCUAAGAGGGAUGAGUAUAAGGCGAAGAUCAAGGUGUUGGGUGGGGAGGUCAGUGAGGAUGAGAAUGAGGAUGACAGUGAGGAGGAGAGUGAAGGUGAUGAUGAU